ACCACGUGACAUUUUCACAUGACGCAGGGGGGUUCCCCCAUUGCUGUUCGUUACAAAGGCUGUGAUGUAACCACGUUCUAACUGUCUAUCAUCUUGUGUUCGCAGCGUACGUGUGAAGCAUCUUAAGCACAUCAUAUUAAUUCGGUGGGGGUGUUGGCGAGCAUAAAACUUAUUCAGUACCACAAAGGUGAAAAAUAAAUUCUCGAUCAUUUGUGCCAGAUUUCGAUGGUGGAAUCUGUGGUACAUCGAAUGAGAGACGUAUCAAAGAAGAUUUAAUAAUCCUUUUCAGUACCACAAAGGUGAAAAAUAAAUUCUCGAGCAUUUGUGCCAGAUUUCGGUGGUGGAAUCUGUGGUACAUCGAAUGAGAGACGUAUCAAAGAAGAUAUAAUAACGCUUUUGACAGCGCAUGCUCAGACGCUUCACUGGCCUCAACAGACAGACCUGUCACCAAACGGAUUUCAAUUCUUCUCUGACAUUCUUGACGUCCGCACCCUGCUGUGUAAUCCCAGAUCCCGGGAUACUUAGAGUGGGGGAGUGCAAACCUGGGUUCUUGAAAAGCAGGAUAAUAAACAAGGAGCUUCGCCACUACCUCAGCCUCCAGUUCCAGAAAGGAUCAGUGGACCACCAACUUCAGCAGGUCAUCCGGGAUAAUUUGUACCUGAGAACCAUCCCAUGCACUACAAGACCACCCCGGGAUGGUGAAGUCCCAGGAGUUGAUUAUAACUUCAUUUCUCUGGAAGAGUUUAAAGCACUAGAAGACAGCGGAGCUCUUUUGGAGAGUGGAACAUUUGAUGGUAAUUUUUAUGGGACGCCAAAGCCUCCUGCAGAGCCUGGUCCCUUUCAGCAAGAUGUAGUGGACCAGGUUGUUCUGGAUGACUCUUCGGAUGAGGCACAAAGAAAACGAACUACAUCUGUAAGCAUGAUGCAACGAGCUGACACCCUGGUCCCAGAUGAAGAUGAAGAAGACGAGCGACCCACUGCUAAUGGGACUGGUUAUCCAGGGACAGGGCCCAGCCACACUGAUGGGGUCGCAGAAUUCAGGUACUUGGAUCCUGUUGCCAGGGAGGACUUGAUGGAGCCACUGCCGAGCAAUUGGGAGAUGGCCUACACUGACAGCGGAAUGAUCUACUUCAUCGAUCACAACACUAAGACUACCACAUGGCUGGAUCCUCGGCUUGCUAAGAAAGCAAAACCCCCAGAGGAGUGCAAUGAAGGGGGCACUGACUCCUUGCUGGGGCAUGGUUCCAUGGGCACCACCGGUUGCCCUCCAGUAUCUCGCCCAAGUGGCCAUUCUACAUCUGUGGGCCUAUACGAGCUUCCAUACGGCUGGGAAAAGAUCAGUGAUCCAGUUUAUGGCUUCUACUACAUUGACCAUGUAAACCAGAGAACCCAGUUUGAGAAUCCAGUCAUUGAAGCAAAGCGGAAAAAGCAGCUGAUGUAUCAUCGGGACAGUCAGCGAGCGAUGCACGGGGAUCAGCGGCCAGAGAGACCAAUGUUUACGCGGGAUCCCUCGCACCUUCAGGGAAUGCUCAUUAGGACGACACUUCAGAAGAGUGCUAUGGGGUUUGGUUUCACAAUCAUUGGUGGAGACAGUCCAGAUGAAUUCUUGCAGGUGAAAAAUGUGAUUCAAGAUGGACCAGCUGCUCAGGAUGGCAACAUGAUGGCAGGUGAUGUAAUAGUGUACAUAAACAGUACUUGUGUCCUUGGGCAGACUCACGCCGACGUUGUGCAGCUUUUCCAGUCUGUUCCCAUCAACCAGACAGUGAAGCUGAUUCUGUGUCGCGGCUACCCACUUCCCGUCGACACGCAGGUGCCAACCAUCGACGUAGUGAGUGCCACUCCUGCCCUUGACGGGCUACCUCUAGCUGCAAAACAGGCAAGUGCCCCCCAGAGCCAUCAGACCUCAGCCGGGCUCCCGGACCACAGUGGGAGAGAGGCCCCAGCGGGUGGUGUCGAACGCUUAAACGGACCUUACCUGGGCCUGACUGAAGACCGAUCGUCAAUGACCUCAUCGGCAGGUUCGCAGCCUGAGACUCUCACCAUCCCACUGCUCAAGGGGCCAAAAGGUUUUGGUUUUGCCAUAGCGGACAGCCCAGCCGGGCAGAAAGUGAAGAUGAUCCUAGACAGCCAGUGGUGCAAAGGUCUACAGAAAGGUGAUGUCAUCAAGGAGGUUAACCAUCAGAGCAUGCAGCAGCUGAGCCAUGCCCAGGUGGUGGAGAUCCUGAAGGACUGGCCUGUGGGGAGUGAAAUAUCACUGCUGGUCCAACGAGGAGGGCCUCCAUCACCAACUAAAAUCCCUAACACUACAUCAGAACAUGAAGAAAAUCAAACAACUUCCCAAAAUGCUUCCCCAGGCCUCCCUAUACCCCAGCCCAUGCCUUUCCCUCCCAAUGCAGUGAGGCCCUCCUCUCCCAAACGUGAUCCCACUGAGGUGUACAUACAAUCCAAGUCGAUGUUCGACAACAGGCCUCCAAACACUAAAGACAUCGACAUCUUUCUGCGUAAAAUGGAGAGUGGGUUUGGAUUCAGAGUACUUGGUGGUGAUGGACCAGACACCCCUGUUCUGAUUGGGGCAGUGAUCCCACUGGGAUCAGCUGAGCGAGAUGGGCGUCUUCGUGUGGCUGAUGAGCUGCUGUGCGUUGAUGGAGUCUCCGUCAAAGGGAAGUCUCAUCGCUUUGUGUUAGAACUGAUGCAGAAUGCUACACGAAAUGGCCAAGUGUUGCUGACAGUCAGGAGGAAUGUCCUGCCUACUGAAGAUCAACAUGAUGAUGGUCGAGAUGCAGGUUUGGACCCUGCAGAGAAUGGUUCUCCACGGAUGAAUCACGCAGACCAUACCCACAGAGCUCCCCAGGGCCCCAGCACAGCUGAGUCUGCGCAGUCCUACGAUAUUGUCCUGCAGCGUAAAGAGACUGAAGGGUUUGGCUUUGUCAUUAUCACCUCAAAGAACAGAUCCUCUGUUAUUGUGCCACACAAAAUUGGUCGCAUUAUUGAGGGAAGCCCAGCUGAUCGCUGUGGGAAGUUGAAAGUGACAGACCGUAUCUCAGCAGUCAAUGGCCAGUCCAUCGUACAGAUGCCCCACCACGACAUCGUCCAGCUAAUCAAGGAUGCAGGCCAGACAGUCACUCUUACUGUCAUUCCUGAAGAAGAUGUUACUGGCCCUCCUUCAGGAGGCAGCUCAGCCAGACAGAGUCCAGCCUUGCAACAUAAACCCAUGGGACAAACUCCAACACUACACGUCCCAGCACAGGACAACAGCAAGACAGAUGCAGAUGAAAGGGGCAGUGGGCAGUCGUGUGACUUUGUGAAACCAUCUUCCAACUACAGGCAGCCAGCACCUGAUCAGUACCUUCAACCGGCUGCUGACAGAGAGACACGGACUGCAGGCAGCAGACCUCAGAACUCUGAUUGCUUUGCUGUUGAAUUGGAGAGGGGGCCCCGAGGGUUUGGAUUCAGCGUUCGUGGUGGCAAGGAGUACAACAUGGGGCUCUUCAUUCUGCGGCUGGCUGAAGGAGGUUCAGCGCUGCUGGAUGGCAGAAUCCAAGUUGGUGACCAGAUUGUUGAAAUUAAUGGCGAGUCCACACAAGGGAUCACACACAAGAGAGCCAUUGAGCUGAUUCAGUCUGGAGGCAGGAAAGCGCAUCUUGUCUUGAAGCCAGGCAUAGGUCAGGUGCCUGACUUUGAUGAUCUGGAUCCCCAGGACACUCCAUAUUCCAGCCUCCAGGAACUACCCACAGCUCCUGAAGACCCACCAUCACCAUCCUUUCCAAAUUCUGCCCCAAACCUUACUGAUCCUGAGAAGACCGUAUCAAAAGAGAAGCUACAGGGAGAACAAGAGACUGGAACCAAAGUUGUGGGCAUAUGGGAAGAGGGGGAGGAAGGUUGUGCCGAGUUUGCAAAGGAAAAGGUGGAGCCCAGGGAGAGUACAAGCAGCCCAAAGAAAGCACAGCUGACCGGUGGCAGAGAGAAUGAGGCCAUGGGCCCACGCAAAGCCCUGGGCUCCAGGGAGCAUCUGCCAGACAGCCCCAGGAAGGCCGAAAAGGACGAAGGAAAGCAGCGGCUGGUGGUAGGAAGGAGAGGGCGAUCGCGCAGCCCACGGGGAAGAAUGGGAGAGGAGCCACAAGGCGGACGCCAGGGCAGUGCGGCAGAGGGUCGAACCGGCAGCCUGGAGAGCAGCCGGCGGAAGGCGGAAGCGGGGACUGAGCAGAGACUAUCAGCAAAAGGCAAUGGGCAGGGAGUGGGGCAGAGCCAUCCCAGGAUCAGCGGCUCAACAUUGCACCCCAGCCCAGGGACAAAAACAGCACCAACCACGAGAAAGACGCUGAUAACCCCCGGGCCCUGGAAAAAGCCAGAUGCUCAGAGGCCCUUGUAACAGAAAGCAAACAAAUUAUAUAUGUUAAAUUAUUUUUUUAUAAACUUUGAUUUCUGUUAAACACCUGUUGCAUCUUAUUUAAAGGUUCUGUAGGAACUGUGGAAAACCAAACUUUUCCCAAGUGAAGGAAUGACUCCGGUACUCAGCUGUUGGACACUUGACUGGCUGCGAAGUAAAAUCUAUUGGGAUUUUUCCCUGUUUUACAAGUUGACUCUGAGGUGUGCACUUGUGAUUUACUUUCCGUAUCCCCACAAGUUAGCAGUUGCCCCAUCCGACUGCAGUGGUAGAAUGUCCUAAGAUUUACCUGUCACAGAUAGCUCUGACUUUGGAAUGUGACUGUUGCUUUGUCUGUAAGCAAUUUCAGGUGCCAGCGGGUGAGACUCUCAUGGUUUCCACCUGUAACAUCAUGAGUAGAAUCUUGCCACUGCUUUGCAGAUCUGAAAUCAGUAGCUUAAUAACAAAGACCUUAAAUGUUAACCAGUGUAUUUAUUUGUUUUGUAUCAUUCUGAAUCAACCGUGCAGUGCUUUAAUCCUUGUUUUCUUUAAUACACUGAAAUUCUUUUCAUCACCUUUUCUUGAGCUAAAAUAACUUGCAGUAUUCUGACCACCAUUGAACAGCGAUCUCUCAGCUACUGGUUUCAGUAUCUGUGGGCUCCUCUCAAUCUGUCAUUGAAAAGGAUCUGGAAAAUUUUGUGUGUGAUUUGCUGCUCCCUAGACUGCUCAAAACCAGUUGGUCAGACCAAGAGCAACAAAAAUCUGCAUGGAACACAUUCCAUGUAGAUUAGAGAUUAUUUUGUUCGUGGUGUAAUCCCACUUCUUUAUUAGCAUCUUCAGUACUUCAGUCUGAAGAAGAUGCAGAAUAACUAGCAUCUCCCAAUGUUUCAUUCUGCCCCAAUGUUAGAGGAUGGGUGUGCACAUCUGCUUCUCCCUGUUUUACCCAUGUUCUGUGUCCAUGGAGAUCGGUGCUGUAGCAAGCAAUUGCUUCCAAUCUGUAACAAUUAUUCUGCUAGUCAUGGUGGUGAUAGAGUAGCCUUUUUAUGGAAUGGCCUCUCCAGUGCCCACACUCUUUCUCUCUUCCGUUCCCCUCCAUCCUCUAGACACAAUACACUAAGGUGCGUUUUCUGACUUAAUCCUGUUGGUAUCUCUGCUACGUAACUUGCAUUGCCCUGCAGGGAGAUGUGUUGCCAAGAAGUAUUUCUGUUACCCUCCAUAGCACUGUGUGUCCCUUUUUUUACCCUUGCAGCUAAGAAACAGUAGGAAAUAAAGACCCUGGACUGUGACUGUGGUGCAGGCAGUGUCUUGUGACCACUUUACUGUUAUAUUUCAUAUGCGAUAAUGUGUAAAAGUUGAAUUUAGGAAAUCAUGCAGAAAUGUUUUGAUAUUCCUCAGCUCAUCCAUUGAUCAGCUCGAGCUUUCACUCCACAGUGUUGUCUGAAUUUCCUUGUUGGUAGACUAGCUAUACUCAUUGUUUCACCCCAUCAGUAACAAAGCAUCUUGCAGACUGUACAGUACUCAAGGCAUGGGUGUGGCCUUUGAGUAAAGCUGAACAAGCCUUGAGUUGUUGGUUGUAAAUUUUUAUACUGUACAGUCUCUAUAAAUACUGUCAUUAGGGAGAGAUCUGUAAACCCUCAUUAUUUUUUUAUGUAUGACAUGAAAAAUGCAAUCCUUGGUCAUGGUGUUGAACUGUAAAAUAAAUCUUAACUUUCAGUCUAUA
Molecule: messenger RNA, 6083 nt
Organism: Mobula hypostoma (lesser devil ray)
Lineage: Eukaryota; Metazoa; Chordata; Chondrichthyes; Myliobatiformes; Myliobatidae
Gene: magi3a
Product: membrane associated guanylate kinase, WW and PDZ domain containing 3a
Exons: 22
Coding region: 407-4369 (1320 amino acids)
Biological process (GO): signal transduction
Cellular component (GO): cytoplasm; cell-cell junction
Molecular function (GO): protein binding
Source: RefSeq, a predicted model, not a curated record